This is a messenger RNA of Neopsephotus bourkii (Bourke's parrot), 1096 nucleotides long. Its product is annotated as mitochondrial carnitine/acylcarnitine carrier protein. Lineage: Eukaryota; Metazoa; Chordata; Aves; Psittaciformes; Psittacidae. The record is from RefSeq and is a predicted model, not a curated record. Gene Ontology annotation, biological process: mitochondrial transport; positive regulation of neuron projection development; carnitine transmembrane transport. Gene Ontology annotation, molecular function: O-acyl-L-carnitine transmembrane transporter activity; low-density lipoprotein particle binding. Gene Ontology annotation, cellular component: mitochondrial envelope. The coding region runs from base 107 to 1012 and encodes 301 amino acids. The transcript is spliced from 9 exons.
UGCCGCGCGGCCCGGCACUGGGGUAAAGGUCGCGGGGCGGACGGGGUAGUACUCACUCGGUGGAGACACAGCGCUCUGGCCCCGUUCUUCAUCCACCGCUGCCGCCAUGGCGGAGCAGCCGCAGCCCAUCAGCCCCGUGAAGAACUUCUUCGCUGGCGGCUUCGGAGGGGUCUGCUUGGUGUUCGUGGGGCACCCGCUGGACACCAUCAAGGUCAGACUGCAAACCCAGCCGAAGCCACAGCCUGGUCAGCCUUUGCUCUAUUCUGGGACCUUUGACUGCUUCAGAAAGACUCUGGUUGGAGAGGGAGUCCGAGGCUUAUACAGAGGAAUGGCAGCUCCUAUUAUUGGAGUGACACCCAUGUUUGCUGUGUGCUUCUUUGGAUUUGGCUUGGGAAAAAGGCUCCAGCAGAGAAAACCUGACGACGUUUUGACAUAUCCUCAGCUGUUUGCUGCUGGCAUGUUGUCAGGUGUGUUUACAACAGUAAUCAUGGCUCCUGGAGAGAGAAUCAAGUGCCUUUUACAGAUCCAGGCAGCUACAGGUGAAACUAAAUACAGUGGCUCUUUGGACUGUGCAAAACAGCUGUACCGUGAGGCUGGGAUUCGUGGCGUAUACAAGGGGACUGUGCUCACCCUCAUGAGAGAUGUCCCAGCCAGCGGAAUGUACUUCAUGACAUACGAGUGGCUGAAGAACAUUCUGACCCCUGAGGGAAAGAGUGUGAAUGACCUCAGUGCAGCAAGGAUCCUCUUUGCUGGGGGUCUGGCUGGGAUCUUCAACUGGGCAGUUGCCAUUCCACCAGACGUGCUGAAAUCCCGUUUCCAGACUGCUCCUCCAGGAAAAUAUCCAAAUGGCUUUAGAGAUGUGCUGAGAGAACUUAUCAGAGAGGAAGGAGUCACAUCUCUGUAUAAGGGCUUCACAGCUGUAAUGAUAAGGGCAUUUCCUGCUAAUGCAGCAUGUUUCCUUGGGUUUGAAGUUGCUAUGAAGUUUCUUAACUGGGUUGCACCAGGUCUAUGAAGACUAGGAAGUCUCUGGAAAUGAGAGUGGAGGAGAGUGCAAGUCUGCCUCAAAGGAAUAAAUGAAUGAUCACUUGAAGUUUCA